This is a messenger RNA of Symphalangus syndactylus (siamang), 913 nucleotides long. RefSeq names its product small ribosomal subunit protein eS19-like. Gene Ontology annotation, cellular component: cytosolic small ribosomal subunit; ribosome. Gene Ontology annotation, molecular function: structural constituent of ribosome; RNA binding. Gene Ontology annotation, biological process: translation; ribosomal small subunit assembly. NCBI's taxonomy places the organism in Eukaryota, Metazoa, Chordata, Mammalia, Primates, Hylobatidae. The record is from RefSeq and is a predicted model, not a curated record.
CAUGAGCCUAUGCGCCCCCCAAGUUUAGGGGCCGUUUUAAAUGUCUCUACCCCGACUAGAGGUUAAGAAACUCCAGCUUUUGGCCGGGCGCGGUGGCUCACGCUUGUAAUCCCAGCACUUCGGGAGGCCGAGGCGGGCGGAUCACGAGGUCAGGAGAUCGAGACCACGGUGAAACCCCGUCUCUACUAAAAGUACAAAAAAAUUAGCCGGGCGUGGUGGCGGGCGCCUGUAGUCCCAGCUACUCGGAAAGCCUGAGGCAGGAGAAUGGUGUGAACCCGGGAGGCGGAGCUUGCUUGCAGCGAGCCGAGAUCGCGCCACUGCACUCCAGCCUGGUAGACAGAGACAGACUCCGAAUCAAAAAAAAAAAAAAAGAAACUCCAGCUUUUUUUCCCCUGGCUGGCAGCGCGGAGGCCGCACGAUGCCUGGAGUUACUGUAAAAGACGUGAACCAGCAGGAGUUCGUCAGAGCUCUGGCAGCCUUCUUCAAAAAGUCCAGGAAGCUGAAAGUCCCCGAAUGGGUGGACACCGUCAAGCUGGCCAAGCACAAAGAGCUUGCUCCCUACGGUAAGAACUGGUUCUACACGCGAGCUGCUUCCACAGCGCGGCACCUGUACCUCCGGGGUGGCGCUGGGGUUGGCUCCAUGACCAAGAUCUAUGGGGGACGUCAGAGAAACGGCGUCAUGCCCAGCCACUUCAGCCGAGGCUCCAAGAGUGUGGCCCGCCGGGUCCUCCAAGCCCUGGAGGGGCUGAAAAUGGUGGAAAAGGACCAAGAUGGGGGCCGCAAACUGACACCUCAGAGACAGAGAGAUCUGGACAGAAUCACCGGACAGGUGGCAGCUGCCAACAAGAAGCAUUAGAACAAACCAUGCUGGGUUAAUAAAUUUCCUCAUUCUUAAAAAAAAAAAAAAAAGAAA